CACACAGUGUAGCCUUGAUUUCCAGACUACUAUACCGUAAGAACAGCUGUGUGUUUUCACCUGCGUCAAAUACGCAAAUGGAUUCUCAGCUUCCGUUCUCUGCUGAGGAAUUAUCCUGUCCCAUGUGCCACGACGUCUUCAAGGAUCUAGUUCUCCUGUCAUGUAGUCACAAUAUCUGCAAAGUCUGUUUCGAUCAGUACUGGAAGUCUAUGGGGUCUCCGGAAUGUCCUGUUUGCAGAGAGCAAACCGAUGUGGCUUCUUCAUGUAGUUAUGUACCGAGAGAUGUGUGUGAGGUCGUGCUACAGCGAAGGACUAAAGAGAAAGCUUCAGCAUGUUCUACAUCACUCUGCGGUCUACACGGUGAAAAAUUCAAGUUCUUCUGCCUAGAAGAUGAACAGCUGUUGUGUGUGACGUGUCGCACAUCAACAACACAUGAAAAUCAUCAAUGUUGCACUAUAGAUAUCGCGGCACAUGACCGUAAGAAGGAUCUUAAAACAGUACUCAGACUCUUACAGGACAAGUGUCAGGUCCUCAAGAAGGUCAAAUCAAAUUAUGAUCCAACUGCAAAGUGCAUUAAGUAUCAGACCAAGAAAACAGAGCAGCAGAUCAAGAAGGAGUUUGAGAAGAUUCACCAGUUUCUUCAAGAUGAAGAAGCAUCCAGAUUAGCUGCUCUGAGACAGGAAGAGGAGCAGAAGAGUGCGAUGAUUAAACAGAAGAUUGAAGAGAUAGACAUAUUGAUAGCAUAUUUUUCCUAUAUUCUCAAUAUGAUGAAAGAGGAAAUUGGAAGUGAGAAUAUCUCAUUUAUGCAGAGCUUAAGAGCAGUAGCAAAAGCCAGGGCUCAAUGCUCCUUGCAGGAUCCGCAGAUGUUUUCAGGAGCGCUGAUUGAUGAAGCCAUGCACGUGGGGAACCUGGCGUUCAGAGUGUGGGAGAAAAUGCAGGAGAUCGUUCAAUACACCUCUGUGAUUUUGGAUCCAAACACAGCCCACCCUGAACUCAUCCUUUCAGAUGACCUGACCAGUGUCCAGCGUGGUUAUGGAACACAAUACCUCCCUAAUAAUCCAGAAAGAUUUGAUCAAGCUUACUGCAUCGUAGGCUCCGAAGCAUUUACCUCAGGCAUCCAUAGCUGGGAUAUUGACGUCACAGACGUUCCUGAUUGGGAGGUCGGUGUGACAACUGGACUUAUCCCAAGGACUGGAAAAACUGACUUGGGUAGCGAAAACUGUAGUGUCAAGGCUUCUCAUGGUGAAUAUCUGGCACGGUUCUCAACAGCGGCAGCCUUUAAGCUCCAUCUUAAAGACAGCCUACAGAAGAUCAGAGUUCAGCUGGACUUUCAGAGAGGAGAAGUAGAAUUCUCCGACCCUGUUACUGACACGCCAGUGUUUUCUUUCAGCCAUUCUUUUACCGAGGGAGUCUUUCCUUUCUUUAUUACUCCAUGCAAACUUUCAGUUCUGAGGAUAUUACCAUUAUAUAUUGAUUAUAUACUGAAUACAGAACACGUUAGAGAGUGAGGCAAGUAGCUAAAGCAUUAAUCCAUGGAGUAAAAAAAUGACAGAUGUAGUAUAAUUCUGCAUAGUACACAAAGUUUCCAGAGAAACAGAACAUUUUGGACAAAAGUCCUUCAUUAUCUGUGCAAAUAAAAUGCUUCUUAUGCUUUAGGUGAAACUAGUGGAUAUGUGAAAUGAUUAAUGCUUGAUAAAAUGAUCAACCAGUGCGAACUGACAUCCAGAAAUAUCCUUGGGUAUUAUUUCUGUGGGACAUGAAGUAAAAGAUAUAAGAAUUGUUUUCCUUGUGUGGUUUGGGUAGAAGAUAGAAGUACGUAUAAGUCCUGUUAAUACGUAUCGGCAUCAAUGUGGAUAUCAGGGGGAACCUAUGUAGAUGGUGAAUGAGUGAUGUUUCAGAUAUCAAAGACAGUCAUUUGCCAAAUAAAUAAAAAAAGAUGCACACAAGAUGGCAGCCUUGUGCUUUCCAUUUCUGACUAAGAGCAAAAUGAUAGGCUGCUAAUACCCUAUAAAGACAGUUUUAGGCUUAAAGAUGUAUUAAUUGCUUUAUUAUUAUUAUUAUUAUCAUUAUUAUUAUUAUUUCUUAC
This is a messenger RNA of Ictalurus furcatus (blue catfish), 2086 nucleotides long. Its product is annotated as E3 ubiquitin-protein ligase TRIM35-like. Lineage: Eukaryota; Metazoa; Chordata; Actinopteri; Siluriformes; Ictaluridae. The coding region runs from base 78 to 1508 and encodes 476 amino acids. The record is from RefSeq and is a predicted model, not a curated record. Gene Ontology annotation, molecular function: zinc ion binding; protein binding. The transcript is spliced from 6 exons.